AUGCGAGCUUCCAUUCUUUCAUUCUUCCUCGCUGCUGCCCCGGCGCUCUGCACGCCAGCCGCCAAUUUCAAUGUCACCAAGGAAACAGCAGCAUCCUACCAAUGCGGCGACGCUUGCUACUCGAUCCUUCAAGACACCAUGGCAGCCGACCGUGGUUUUGUUGGCACAGACUUCGACAACGAUUUCUACGCCGUUGCCAGCAACUUCUCGACUGCUCAGCCCGGCGAUCUGCUCAAAUUGAAGCCAGUCGACCCUGAAACCCUCACCGUCAUCUCCGGAGUCUCUGUCUAUCGCAUACAAUACGUUUCCGAGGACCUAAACGGAUCCCAUGUCCCCGUCACCGGCUACAUCGCUCUUCCAUUCUCUCUGCCGGAAAGUGGAGCCUUCCCUCUCGUCGCUUUCGCCCACGGCACGAUCGGCGCGAACGCCGGCUGCGCCAUUUCCAACGGCCCCAAUCUCUUCGACUACCACAGCUGGAGUCUUCUCAGCGAACGUGGCUACGCCCUCGUCGGCACCGACUAUGCCGGCCUCGGCACAAACCACACCACCCACAAAUACUGCGCCUUCCCCGCCCACGCCGCCGACCUCUUCCACUCCAUCACCGCCGCCCGCCAGGCCUUCGGCGCCGUGCUCUCCAAGCAAUGGCUCUCCGUCGGCCACUCGCAAGGCGGCGGCGCCGUGUGGAAGCUCGCCGAGGACAUCUCUCACCUCGCCGCCCGCAGCAACAACAACCCCGACGCCGCCGCGAACUACAUCGGCACCGUCGCCCUCGCCCCCGCCACCAAGGUCGUCGACAUGGCGCACGCCGCCAUCGCAAACGCCCUCGCCAGCCCGGACGACAUCCACGCCAGCUCCGCCGCCAGCCUGCUCCCGCUGCUCGCGCAGGCCGUGCAGCGCGUCUACCCGUCGUCGUUCAACGCGUCGGCUCUGCUCGGCCCCGUCCUGAGCGCGCGCAUGGACCUGGCGGAUGCAGCGCAGCUGUGCGCGAGCGGCGUGCUCGGGCUGACGCUGGAUCUGGACGCCGCACAGCUACUCGGCGGUAUCGCGUCCAUCACGAACACCACUUCCGCGCUGCUCAGCGCGUGGCAGGACCGGAUGGCGCCGACGAACGGCGCGAAGGCACACGGGCCGGUGCUGGUGGUGCAGGGCGUCAACGACACGGCGAUCCUGGCGGAGACGACGGUGCAGGCGUGGGAGGACGCGUGCGCGGCGGGCGGCGAGGUGCAUCUGAUGUUGUAUCCGAAGCAGGAUCAUUCGGGGUUGCUGACGGCCGCGGCGCCGGAUUGGUUGAGGUGGAUUGACGAGAGGUUUGGGGGCGUGGGGACGGACGGGAAGUGCACGAGGGUUACGAGGGAGGCGUUUGAUUAUAAGUAUGUUAAGGCGGAGCCGGAGGUGGAUCCUGAUAAUAACUCUGUUAACUGA
This is a messenger RNA of Lasiodiplodia theobromae, 1422 nucleotides long. RefSeq names its product Lipase secreted. The record is from RefSeq and is a predicted model, not a curated record. Gene Ontology annotation, biological process: lipid catabolic process. Lineage: Eukaryota; Fungi; Ascomycota; Dothideomycetes; Botryosphaeriales; Botryosphaeriaceae. Gene Ontology annotation, molecular function: triacylglycerol lipase activity. The coding region runs from base 1 to 1422 and encodes 473 amino acids. The transcript has 2 exons.